Messenger RNA from Danaus chrysippus (African queen), 1401 nucleotides. The record is from the annotation of a GenBank genome assembly. Lineage: Eukaryota; Metazoa; Arthropoda; Insecta; Lepidoptera; Nymphalidae.
AUGGAAGACGAAUUAGAAGAUAGAGUUUUACAUCAAACUUAUAUUUCUUUUAUGAAAGUUUUGUCUCGAUUUACGAGCAGUAUUGCGUUUGACACUCCCGCGGGCUAUUUAUGGAAAAUGGUGCGACUUUAUUUACUGCGAUCCGAAGUGCUAGUUUUCACUUUAGGGAUUAUUAUAUUUUUUAUGUAUCUUCAAACUAUAGGACUAUGGAGUCGCACUUUACUAAGCAGGCUAUCACAGGCGUUGAGCCCAAUAAACGCAGUGCAACGUAUGAAACUUAUGGAAGGCUCUGAAACUGAUAAACAAAGCUGGGAACUUAAAGGUGAAUCAAGUGCAGCAUACGCAAUUAAGGGUAGAAGAAUGCACAUGGAAGAUAAAUUUAUAAUAAGUGAGAAUAUCAACAGUACAGGUGUAUCCUUGUUUGCAAUAUUUGACGGUCAUGGUGGUGAAUUCGCCGCUAACUACGCAAAAGAUCAUCUUAUCCAGAAUCUUUACAACAAAGUUGUUGAACUUAAUGCAUUUAAAGAUGGUAAACUAGUCACCACUCCUUUAAAAGAAAGUCCAGAUGAAAUAAAGAGUGAAGAAAAUCAUGUGAUUGAGAAAAAGAGUAGUUUUCGGAAAUCUGCCAGUACUGCUGAUGACACAUCUAAAAAAGAGAUUACCGAUCCACAAUUAUUAGCCCAGUUGUCUAAAACACGCCCCAUAAUAACUAGGGAGGUGAGGCCAGUGAAACCAGUCAAAAACGUUGCCAUCCCAUUAUCAAGUUAUUUAGACAAGGGCAAGAUAAAUUAUGGUAAACUGUUAACAGAUGAAGUACUGGCAGCUGACAGGCUACUUGUUGAAGCUGCGAAGCGCUCUAUGAAUGUAGCUGGAACUACAGCUUUGAUAGCUGUUUUGGAAGAUAAUAAUCUGAUUGUUGCUAAUGUAGGGGACUCUAGAGGUGUGAUGUGUGACAGUCGUGGUAAUGCUAUUCCACUAUCGUUUGAUCAUAAGCCACAACAGGUGCGAGAACAGAAGCGUAUUGAAGCCGCCGGUGGAUAUAUUGCUUUUAAUGGUGUAUGGAGAGUUGCUGGCAUCUUGGCAACAUCACGUGCAAUGGGUGACUAUCCCCUCAAAGAUAAGAACUUUGUUAUAGCCGACCCGGACAUUCUAACAUUUAACCUUGAAGAUCAUCGACCAAUGUUCUUAGUGCUCGCUUCAGAUGGUUUAUGGGACACAUUCUCAAAUGAAGAGGCAAUCAAAUUUAUCAAAGAAAGACUGGAUGAACCUGACUAUGGAGCCAAAAGUUUAACCCUUCAAGCCUAUUACCGGGGCUCAGUUGACAAUAUUACAGUUUUGAUCAUAAACUUUCUGAACAGCAAAUUCUCUACAUCAUCAAUAAUGAAAAAUGAUUUUGAGUAA